AUGGCGACGACAACCACGACGACCACGAGGAGUGGCGGGCGGUCAUGUGUCUGGGCUCGGCUGAUCACCCAGCCCACGGAGGCGCCCGUAGAGGAGGAGAGUGCUCUGGAAGCCUUGGAUCGGUACAUACAUCGGCCCCACUUGAUCAAUAGAAGAAUUGGUGGGACUGAAACGCGAUACAGUGCCAACUCGCUGUCUCCCAGCCAGGUCGUUGAGAAGUUGCGUGCCGCCGAUCCCGAAGCCGGCGUUCCCGAAAACUUUGCAGCGCUCCUCGAAUUGCGGCGGUCCUGUGACCUGGUGGUCGUGCACCACGAAUUACGUGCCACCACUGCCACCAAUCCCCUGUCUAGCUAUUGUGAAGCUCUGGUUCUUGAUGCUGCCUCGCAGCGAGCCUGGCUUUGCCCGCUCUCCAAUCACCCAGCUACCUUUGCUUGUGUACGCUUGACUUGGGGGAAAAGUACAGCAGAGGGCCAAACAGCUGAUGCUCGCGGUGCGGUGACAUAUGAGGUCCUCCUGGACUCUGAAGCCGCCGAACCUGCCCGUCCCUGUGGCUCACCGCCUUACACGCUUCUGGCGCAAGCAGACGUCGAAGCACCAACCUUUCCAUCCUCCCACUGGUUUCUUACCAAGUUUGUGCCCAAGUUCACCUCUUGGCUGGCAGCCGCCGAUGGCCCGGCCUCUGAGCUCUCGCGCUGGCGCCCAACCCCUGAAACGAUGCUCGUGCCGCCUGCUGAAUACGCUCGCCUGUAUCGCGAGCUUCGCGAUAAAUAUGGGCCCGCCCUAGUCGAGAGCUGGACAGAGUCCACAGAUCCGGAAAAGUUUGUAUACGAGGAUAUUGGCAUUGCAACCUUUCUCAUCUUGCUCUUUCGACGUGUCGCCGAGCUCGAGGCGGAGCAGGGUCAAGCUCCCGCAAACUUUACCUACAAGUUUGUUGAUCUCGGGUGUGGGAACGGGUUGCUCUGUUGGCUUUUGGCUCAAGAAGGCUUUCGAGGUCUGGGCUUGGAUCUGCAACGGCGACGAAUCUGGGAUCGCUUUGAUGCUGAUGUUGAGCUCCUGGAAACGGCCGUCGAUCCCAAAUAUGGUUUGACCUACCCAAGCUGCGAGUGGAUUCUGGGCAAUCACAGCGACGAGCUCACACCCUGGAUCCCCCUCGUUGCGGCAAGCAGCACACCACAGGCAUGCAGCUCCCAGGUGCUGAAAGAGCGUUUCUUGUUUGUCAAUGAUGAUGAUACACAUGUCGUGUGGGCUUCUAGAUGGGCUGGCAGCGAACGGCAGAAGACUGUCGACAAGCAGUGA
This is a messenger RNA of Monosiga brevicollis MX1, 1296 nucleotides long. RefSeq lists its product as uncharacterized. NCBI's taxonomy places the organism in Eukaryota, Choanoflagellata, Craspedida, Salpingoecidae. The record is from RefSeq and is a predicted model, not a curated record. Gene Ontology annotation, biological process: tRNA methylation. The coding region runs from base 1 to 1296 and encodes 431 amino acids. The transcript has 10 exons. Gene Ontology annotation, molecular function: tRNA (uridine) methyltransferase activity.